AUGAAGCCUUCCGUUUUCUCUCUACUCUCCGUCCUCCUAUACAUCACCAUUUUGUUUCCCCAACAAUUCUCCGCCGCCGCAGACAGCCGCAACCGAGUUCUCCACACCGCUUGCGCGCAGACCAAAUCGCCAGAUGUCUGCAUUUCCGCCAUUCAAUCCGAUCCCCGAAGCGCCGCCGCCAAGGGCGACGUGAGAGUAUUUAGCUUAAUCGCCCUCGAAAAGGCACUGUCAGAGAUCGGCGGUAUGAAGGAAAGAUGCCCGGAGGUGUACCGGAGACUUAUUGGCGACGCCGGAGAUGCCAUAAAGAAGUUGAAGGCCAGACGUGAUGUGCCGUCGGUUAAUCUUAGCAUAAGGAGUGCGAUUAAAGAUGUAGUUACUUGUUCUAAGGGUGAGGAUAUUGUCCUCACCUUACUUGGUAUUUCCAAGGAUGUUCUCAACAUCAUUAAUUGA
Molecule: messenger RNA, 450 nt
Organism: Ipomoea triloba (trilobed morning glory)
Lineage: Eukaryota; Viridiplantae; Streptophyta; Magnoliopsida; Solanales; Convolvulaceae
Product: pectinesterase inhibitor-like
Exons: 1
Coding region: 1-450 (149 amino acids)
Molecular function (GO): enzyme inhibitor activity
Source: RefSeq, a predicted model, not a curated record